Molecule: messenger RNA, 1836 nt
Organism: Penicillium salamii
Lineage: Eukaryota; Fungi; Ascomycota; Eurotiomycetes; Eurotiales; Aspergillaceae
Source: the annotation of a GenBank genome assembly
AUGUCGCGCCCAACACAUAGAGAUAUAGCCUGCGCUCGCUGUUUCCGACUCAAGCGGAAAUGCGACCAUGCAAAGCCAUCCUGCAGUGAAUGCCGCCGCAAGGGCGCCGAAUGCCUACCCGCGAGGUCUCGAAAAGCGGGUGACAGCAUCACAAUCCCGCUCAGCUACCUGAAGCAACUAGAAACGCAAGUUGCAGAACUAGAGGCUCGCAAGAAUAUUGCGCAGACAGAUAAUUGCGAUGCGGGAGUCCAAACGGACUUCAAUUUGGACUUUGAGUCUCGGCAGUUGGCCAGUCCGGACAUUGUCGCGCACAACUCUCCUUACGAGUGGCAACUCUCUAACCCUAAAGCAUGGCAAUUGCCUAUAUCUUGGUCACCAGAUGCAUUCUCUUUACUUCCAGAGUCUCCGUUUGAUCUACCAUGGCUUGACAUGACACCAUUAUACACACUCGGCAGUGACGAUACGCCAUGGCUGAAUGAACUAUACGCAAAUAUGUACUUCUCAGUGACCCACCGCGAGUGGCCGUUCCUAGAUGAAGCUAUUUGGAAAUCCUGGCAUAGCCAAGGAAUCCCAGCCGGGCAAGAUGAAUGGAGAGUCUUCUUCUUGCAGAUGGUAUAUGCGAUCGGAGCAUCGCUCUCCAGUACCCUGCAACGUGACCCUUCGCAUUCUGCGCGUUCAAAGGACUUUUAUACCAUGGCAAUGAGAUUCUAUCCACACGUGGUAGGGCAUCCGUCCAUGUUGCUGCAGAUACAAGCAUCGCUGCUGAUGAUCUUGUAUGCGUUGCAUUCUCCUUCUUCUGAGGAAAUUACGACCAGUGUUGGCUCUGUUUUGCCUUUCUGUGUGGCUACAAUGGCGGAGAUUCGAAAACAUGCAUCUAUAUCCCGGGAGAAUGGAUCGGUGACUGGGAUUGAUGAUGUUCUCUUGGAGAAAAUGUUCAUCACUUGUUACAUGCUGAAUGAGGUUAUUGUAUCUGGCUGGGAUAGGCCAGUGUCGGCUGCAUAUCGGGUUGUGGACGAUGAUAUGCGUACUCUUGGAGAUAACCUGCAGCCGGCUCUAGAUAUUGACCCGGCUCUAAGCCACCUCUUUAGAUUGCGCAAGAUUCAGGCAAAUAUGAGGAGAUCUCGAGAAAUUCAGUCCUGCGAGGAUCUCGUGGAUAUCAAGAGUCGUCGAUCGUUGUUCAAACCAGCUCUGGACAGCUGGAGGCAGGACAUUCCACAGAAUGCAUUGACCAAUGUCCAAUGCGGUUACCUUCACCCGGUGUGGAUGCAGAAGCUAUACGACUACAGUCUUUUGAUCUUAGCAGAAGAGACAAAGGCUUUCGAGGAAAUGGAUGAAAUUAAAGAUACGCUUUUGGCGAUUGUGGAUGUCUGCCACAACUUCCGGAUGCUACAGGAGGAAGGCCAAGUUAUGUGCUAUACCUGGUCCGCACUUGUAUUCCAAUUCCGCGCAGGAAUCAUGCUCCUCUAUAUUGUCUGGAUGACAAAAAGCACGGCUGAUAGUAGAGAUCAACAAGCUCAGCAGACUGCACAAGAAGCCAUCUCUACUUGUGAAACCAACCUGAAUGCAUUUUUCCAUCGCUGGCCGGAUGCGAUGCCUUAUAUGCGUGUGUUUGAGUUCUUACAACAAAUGGUUGGGCGGGCUGAGGGUGGAAUUGAGCUGGAAUCCACUACCUCGGUUCUGCUUGCAGAGGCCGAGUUGCAUCUGGAGCAAUUGAAGAAGAAAUACCUCCAUCGAGCUGUGCUUGCAAUGAUAGAGGAGAUUAUGUACAGGGGACGUGUACAAGAAGAGCUUCUGGGAAGUGACUUUAUGGGACUAGUAGAAGGCGAGCGGGCUUAG